This is a messenger RNA of Thamnophis sirtalis, 883 nucleotides long. The record is from RefSeq and is a predicted model, not a curated record. NCBI's taxonomy places the organism in Eukaryota, Metazoa, Chordata, Lepidosauria, Squamata, Natricidae.
GUUUUCCUUGUGAGAAAAAUCAUUGGUCCUGAUGCUGGACAUCUUUAUGCCAUGAAAGUUCUAAAGAAGGCUUCCUUGAAAGUUCGAGAUAGAGUCCGCACAAAGAUGGAGAGAGAUAUAUUAGUAGAAGUAAAUCAUCCGUUUAUUGUCAAACUGCACUAUGCCUUCCAGACUGAAGGAAAGCUAUAUUUAAUAUUGGAUUUUCUCAGGGGAGGAGACGUGUUCACAAGAUUAUCCAAAGAGGUUAUGUUUACAGAGGAAGAUGUGAAAUUCUACCUCGCAGAACUGGCUCUAGCUUUGGAUCACCUCCACAGCUUGGGAAUUGUAUACCGGGACUUGAAGCCAGAAAACAUUUUGCUUGAUGAAGCAGGACAUAUCAAGUUAACAGACUUCGGCUUAAGCAAAGAAUCGGUUGAUCAAGAGAAGAAAGCAUAUUCUUUCUGCGGUACUGUAGAAUACAUGGCCCCUGAAGUUGUGAACAGGCGGGGCCACAACCAAAGUGCUGACUGGUGGUCAUUUGGUGUCCUCAUGUUUGAAAUGCUCACUGGUACUUUACCUUUCCAAGGUAAAGACCGAAAUGAAACUAUGAAUAUGAUACUCAAAGCGAAACUCGGAAUGCCACAAUUCCUUAGCCCGGAAGCUCAGAGCCUUCUGAGGAUGUUGUUUAAAAGGAAUCCUUCCAACAGGCUAGGGGCUGGUCCUGAUGGGGUUGAAGAAAUAAAGAGGCAUCCCUUCUUUUCAACCAUUGAUUGGAAUGUGAGUCUAUGAAAUAAAUCUGUACUCAGAGUACCAUUUUCGCAAGGACUCGGGUUUAACGUGAUGCUUGACAACUCUUGCAUAAUGUUGGGGAAUAAUUUGAGCAGGUAAAGGGGAAAAAAGCCAA